This is a messenger RNA of Aplysia californica (California sea hare), 2392 nucleotides long. RefSeq lists its product as uncharacterized. Lineage: Eukaryota; Metazoa; Mollusca; Gastropoda; Aplysiida; Aplysiidae. Gene Ontology annotation, molecular function: protein binding. The record is from RefSeq and is a predicted model, not a curated record.
UCAGAACAACAAGCAAAAUGUACACAACACCACAACAAACCCGAGACAGUGGCUACUGGGGCUCUAGAGAAAACUCAAGUUCAAGUCUACAGAACGGCCACGCCCAUCACUCUGGCAACGGUCUCGUUAUUCGGGCCGGAAUACGGCCAAUGGGAAUGGCUGGUAACGCGACUGCCGCAACCUUUCAAGACCAAGAAGAAGGAACAAAGAAUCUUUUCGACCAAAAUGGCAGCUACAUCGGCAACGUAGCUGUGGGGGACUUGCUUCCUACUCCCAAAACUUUUGAGAUUUUAGUACAGAAUCAUGCUGGCAAACAGUACAGACCGAGAGUUCAAGCUGACUUCACAGUUCUGCAGUUGAAACAGAUUCUGAGUGAGAAAUGGGGAAUUCCCCCAAGCCAGCAAAAUCUGGUGUAUGCUGGGAAAAACCUGAACGACGACCUCACGCUGGGAUCGUACAAAAUGGAGAACAUGCUGGCCACGAACGGAAAAGUUUUCCUUACGACAAGGCUAAGAGGAGGAUAACUCCUGCAAAAGACUUUAUGCCCUUGAUAAAAUAUCCUGAGGGCAUGUUGGUUGGGCCUAAUCUAAAUCUCUGUUAUUUAUAUAUUAUACAUCAUGGACUGAUGGAUACCAACAGAAAAUAAUUGACUUUGACUCUAAGUGUGAUGAGAUUAUAGCAAUUAUAUCAGUUAUAGAAUGAACACAUGCAAAGUGUAUCACAGAAAUGUAAAACACUAGCUUGACGUUAUUGGUUUGAGUAAAUAAACAUAAAGCACUUAGACACAGCAUGGUCUCGAAGUGUUUGAAACUAGCAAGAAAGAUCAGUAGAAAUAAGGGUUGACUAGUAUUGAAACAAGGCCUCCAGUUGCGCCUGCCUGCAACUGCCAGCAAAAUACUGAAGUACAAGAAAUACGGGUGAAAAAAAGGAAACAGAUGGAAGUUACUCUGUGGCAAAAGAAAAGUAUUACGUGCUUAGAGUUUAGAGAGAUGCAGAAACUGUUUGGCCUCUUGAAGUGACUGCACCGUGCACAGUGCACUGUCAAUCAUGAUUAACCUACAUAAUAUGUGAGGCGUGCUGACAAAAUGAUUUACUUCUCACAAUCCAUAAAAGGAGAUAUUGACCAAAAAUCGACACUUGGGUCAAAUUUCUAGGUUUGUUAUUGAUGCAGUAUUCAUAAAGUAGUAAAUGCCUUUUGCUAUUUCAUACUUACAAAUGAUAAAAACUGCACCUCUAAGCAUGAUGUAUCUAUUUCCAUAGAGCCCUAAUCCGAGAAGUAACUCAUUUAGUCAGCACACUCCACAUAUUAUAAUACGACAUACUACUUGCAGUAUUCAGUGUGUCGGCCGGCGCGACAACGGUCCAAUUUCCUCGGGAACAAAUCAAGACAAAACUGAAAAUAUGUAGAAGAGGUGGACCAAUCUUGGACACUAAAAAAGACCACUGACUUUGACAGACAGGAGCUCUACUGUUAUACCUGCAUAACCUUCUUUGAAAUAAUUUCUGUAUGUGUUUGGCUUAGAACCAGGUUUGAACUAAGAAUCAAUCCGUUGCAACCAGUGAGACAUUGUACAGAACCUGCUUACAUAAUAAUAUUAUUAUCGUAUGUAUUUCACUGAGAAAGAACUGGAUUAAACUUAGAAGCGAAUCCUUCCUAUCCGUGAGACAUUGAACAAACCAUGUGUAUAAUAAAUAUAUUAUUGUAAUUUGUGUCUGACUUAAACCGGCAUUUGACUUAGAAUCAGAUCAUAACAACCACCGAGAAAUAUGGUCCAGGACCUACUUAUAUAUUAUACUGUGGUAUGUGUUUGACUUUGAACCGGAUUUGACUUUCAACCGAAUUAUUACAACUGGUGAGACUUGUUGUACAAGUGCGGUGCCAGAGAAGAGAUUUCUUCACAUGACGUUAUGACGUUCUUACGUAGAGCGCUCUGUAAAUGUGCCACGUAAUAGCUUUCCUCCCCCCCCCCCAACCCCACUUCCCCCAUAACACACCCACGACCCUCCCCACCAGCAUACUCUCUUUCCGAAAGGGAGAGAGGUGUGGGAUAGUUAGGGAUAUGUACAAACUCGAGAUAAGAGAUUCAGACACUUUAUGAAUCUACGUGUUUUCUUAUAACAUACCGUACAUGAACUGUUGUUUAUAUUGAUUUGCUUACUGCUUGUGUGUGAAUGCUGAUAUAAAUUAUACGAACUCUUUAGAAUUUUAUGUUGGUAUUUUUAAUCGAGACUUGAUGUUGCAAAAUGAUAUGUUCAUGAAAGGGGCUGUAUUUUAACUUAACUUUCACAAAUGUUUUGUCAUCAUUAUUUUACAAGUCACUUUUAUUGGUAGUAGGGCCUUCUUUAUACGAUUAAGAUGCUUAGAGAGGAAUAAAAAACAAAAUUUGCAUAA